This is a messenger RNA of Schizophyllum commune H4-8, 550 nucleotides long. RefSeq lists its product as uncharacterized. The record is from RefSeq and is a predicted model, not a curated record. The transcript is spliced from 3 exons. NCBI's taxonomy places the organism in Eukaryota, Fungi, Basidiomycota, Agaricomycetes, Agaricales, Schizophyllaceae. The coding region runs from base 17 to 550 and encodes 177 amino acids.
CGUCAUCUCGCCCAACAUGCCCAUGGAUCAGUCAACUAUAGCAUCGAGCGAUACGGCCAUUCCUCAGCCCGACCCAGACGAUAGACUGGUAGACCUCUUCGUUCGCGGCGGCUACCCGGUCGACCGCGAUGUGAUGUUCUCCUUCGCGUGUAACAUCUCUGAACACCUCAAGCAACGGAAGCCCAAAGAUUGUGAGGAACGCGGCGUGAUCUUCAAUUGUGUCAACGACGUGCUCGGCUGUUACGAGGAUGUGGAUUGCACAGGCGUUGGCAACCCCGCCGACCCCGCCGGAUACACGUGGAUCAUCGCUACGACGCCGUUCAAACGCGUGCAGGUCCGCCGGUCUGAGUUGGACAACUUCAGGAAGGACCCGUGGAGGCCGCCGUCGGCCUUCGAGCUCCAGGAGAGCCCACUGGAUGUCGAUUUCAAGGAUUACUUGGCCCAAAACGGCGUAUCUGGUGAUUCAAAGCAUGCAGGACUUGCUCGCAGUGCUGCAUGGCCCGCUCGGGUUCGAGGAGAAUUCCCCGUUAGCCACAAAUUCUAUGCGUAA